This is a messenger RNA of Pocillopora verrucosa, 984 nucleotides long. RefSeq lists its product as uncharacterized. Lineage: Eukaryota; Metazoa; Cnidaria; Anthozoa; Scleractinia; Pocilloporidae. The record is from RefSeq and is a predicted model, not a curated record.
AUGAAAUCAGACGCGUACGGUAAAAUUUUCCUUUGGCCACCUCUUUUCGUUACUUACGCUCCCAUCCUUUUCCUUUUGAUGGCGAUGCUGUGUUGCAGAAUUCCACUGGAUCGUGUCAGCCGCUGGGUUGCCACAAAUGCAUUUUCCGAUAUAUUCAAGGAGAAGAAGAGGAAGACUUGUUGUCCUAGAGAAACAAAGUGGCUGUUUAAAGACAUUGAUAUGACAGAUGAUGAGGAAUUAUUAUCCAAGGUCCGAACCAGAUUUUUGAUGCUGUUUUAUGUGAUGUUUGGCUUAGUGCUGACAAUUUUUUGGCAGCUGCUUGUGCGGGAUGUAAGUUACGACUGCGAUGAAGAUGACCUCUCGAAAGACUGCUUCGAACGCAAAUGGAGUUUGAAGCCGCAAGAUCCCCUAAACUGUAGCAGUGCUGCCGUUCAAAAUUUGAUUCGAAAUGGAACCAUACAGGUCAUCUGCAACAAAAUCGUCUUCAAUUUUGGAUUGGCCACAGGUGCAAGUUACGGCUCAUUCAAGCUGUCUAUGUUCGCCGUUAAGGUGAGCACAAGUGCAAUCUUGCUGAUCAAGAAAACAAAGAUUCUACGAUGGGUGCGAGUUUCUGUUGUAUUACUAGUUCUCGGUACUGUCAUAUCGCUUGUAGUUGUUGAAACAGUAAUCCCUUCGGUAGCCAUCUUUUUUUUGAAUCACUUGGGUGCUAUUGCUCAGAUGAUAACAACAGCAACCAUUGCAGCUGUCUUCCUAUGCUUUAUUCCUUGGCGGGAGCUCAUUGACUUGAAAACCCAGAGAGAAAACCAGCAAGAUACUGUCAUGGACAACCCUGCUUAGGCAUCUGUAUAGACACCACUUGAGCAGAGACUUGAAAUACUCCUAGUAACUACCUGAACUAGUUAAGGAAACAAUACUUAAGCGACUGAACAUAACUUGUUUACUUCCUAUCAUAGGCGCGAUAUCUGGCACAAAUAGCCUUGCGAA